AUGCCACGCGUAUUGCCAAAUGGCGGCCCGCGGCCGCCAGCUAAUGGAGAAGAUAUGGCGUCUCAAAUUUCCGCCCCUGGACCAAUGACGCAGGUCCAGAGAAGGGGCAAUCAGGCAGGCCCAAGUCUAUUGCCAGUUGCUCCAGACACCAUUUUCCCUCAUCCCAAACGAAUCGCAGACGCGGCAAACGUCUGCUACCGGCCGGUCUUCCAGAAUCGUGCUAAGGCAGAGUCGUUUUGCCAGUAUAUGAUGUCAAAAUACGACAAAACCGACACUUCCACCGCAGAUAUCCCGGACCUGGAUGUUGAAGGUGAAGGCCACGAAUGGAUUGAACGACUCCAUAACGCGGUGUAUGAUUUCUCGGGUAUUUUGGAAUUGAAGGAAGCCGAGUAUUACAAAAAACUCACGAAAGACUAUUAUAACGAAGGUGCCAUGCAUUGGAUGCUGUGGAAAUUGCUUAAUUGCGUUGUCGAAGCCCAGCAUGGAAUUAACCUGUUACCUCCAUGGUAUACCCCUGAUGGACCGCAUUACAGAUACUAUCCGUCUUUCGCUGAACGGUUCAAUGACGUUGUGGCAGGUCUCAGGGAGUCCAAAUCCACUGUCAUCUCUCUCUUCAAGAACGAUGAGUUCCCAGCCAGGCUUGCCUGGAAUCCACCAAAAGAGUACAAACGUAAGGUUGACAAUCUAGGCCAGAACGAUGAAAAGAGUGAUUGGAAUGCUGUUAAAAACGAGGUGAAGAAAACGAUGGGGAUCCACCGCAACCAGAAGGGGGAAUUUCAAGAUAAAGAUGGAAAUAUCAUUACAGGCAAGAUGUCACAUAAGACGGAGCUCGCAGUCUCACGAAGUACUGCUUUCAAGCGCCGUCGGGGAUCUAAAAAAGCUACGACCAUCAGCAAACUUGCUCCGCCAACCAAACCUACUGGUGAGCUGAAGCUCCUGGACCCCGCCCCUAUCGAAAGGAGCCAAGGCUCAAAGGCAGAGGCACAGCCCAAGCCACCCAUACCAGAGGAGCAUGUAGAUGGUCCUAGUCCCCCGCCACCUGAGACAUCUAAACGGAGAGCCAAGGGCAAGAGAAAGGCCAGAUCCAAGGCUUCUAAAGGAGGAGAAGAACGACCACAUCCCCGACGUGGCCGAAUUUUGUCAUCACCACCACCUCAUGGAUCCUUGGACGCAGAGGCAGGCUCAGUUGCGCAGGCAUCCACAUCCUUGCAGACAGCCCUGCAGAUUCACCCACCCGAACCGUUCGCAUCGUCCCAGCAGAUACAGAUGCCCCAGCAAGGAUACAUGGAGCAGCAGCAGCAGCACGUUUUUCAACAGAUGCCCAUGCCUCCUUACUCCUACCCGCCCUUUCAGCCUCAACCCCAAAUGCCAAUGGCCGACGCUCAGUAUGCGCCCCCUGGGGAUGCCAUGGCCCAAGGCAACAACAAAAGGCGCCGGCUCGAAUAUGAACCAUUGACACACUAUGCCCCGAGUGCCCCUAGCGCUUGGACGGGGUAUGUUCCUCACACAGAUGCUUAUACCUACCAAAGCGAAUUCCCAGCACAACAGCUCGGAGCCCAAGGCCAACUGCAAGGAUACAACAAUUUCGCGGGCCAGGUUCCCGACCCUUCCGAUGAUCCUUUCUGGGUUCCGGACUUCUUUGGGCCUCAGGAGUAG
Messenger RNA from Xylaria bambusicola, 1656 nucleotides. RefSeq lists its product as uncharacterized. The record is from RefSeq and is a predicted model, not a curated record. The coding region runs from base 1 to 1656 and encodes 551 amino acids. The transcript is spliced from 5 exons. Lineage: Eukaryota; Fungi; Ascomycota; Sordariomycetes; Xylariales; Xylariaceae.